Scedosporium apiospermum is the source of this 339-nucleotide messenger RNA. RefSeq lists its product as uncharacterized. The record is from RefSeq and is a predicted model, not a curated record. The coding region runs from base 1 to 339 and encodes 112 amino acids. Gene Ontology annotation, cellular component: FANCM-MHF complex; Fanconi anaemia nuclear complex. Gene Ontology annotation, biological process: resolution of meiotic recombination intermediates; replication fork processing. Lineage: Eukaryota; Fungi; Ascomycota; Sordariomycetes; Microascales; Microascaceae. The transcript is spliced from 3 exons. Gene Ontology annotation, molecular function: chromatin binding; protein heterodimerization activity.
AUGGCAGACGCCGAGGCCAACGACCGUCAUCAGAUACUCACCCAGGCCCUCUGGUACGCCGUCGGCCAGAUGGUAGAUGCCAAGGUCAUGAGGGAGAACCGCAAUGCCACCCCCCAGUUCAUCGCUGCCUUGACACAGGUGGUGUGGACCCAGAUGGAGAGUGUCGCUCAAGAUUUGGAGGCAUUCUGUAACCAUGCUGGUCGCACUACCAUCUCCACAGAUGAUGUCCUGCUCCUGUGCCGGAGAAACCAGGAUAUGCAUCAGAUUAUAAAGGACUUUAUUGACCAGGAAAAGGCCGAGAAGGCCACUUCCAAAGGUGACAAGAGGUCGAGGAAGUAA